GGUCAAGAAAACGACCUUCGAUCAAACUGUUUCUGAGGAGAGAAAAAGAUUUGAUAAUCGCAAAAGCGCGCACAUUCCUGAUGAUGUUGACAGUUCCAAUACCGGGAAUAUCAGAUUUGUCUCUAACGGGGAAGACCCCAAGGAAAAUGUCGGGGGUAAAAUAUCAAAAAUAAAUAAUGGGGAAAAUACCGAAUUGAUAAACAGACACUUUAAGAAGGCUUUGCCGGGUGUAGGUAAGAUAAUGGGUAUAAAAGACAAAACUAAGAGUCUCGAUGCUGUGAGCGAAGACAGCAGUGGGGGG
Lymnaea stagnalis (great pond snail) is the source of this 301-nucleotide messenger RNA. Lineage: Eukaryota; Metazoa; Mollusca; Gastropoda; Lymnaeidae. The record is from the annotation of a GenBank genome assembly.